Molecule: messenger RNA, 3624 nt
Organism: Fusarium proliferatum ET1
Lineage: Eukaryota; Fungi; Ascomycota; Sordariomycetes; Hypocreales; Nectriaceae
Exons: 1
Coding region: 1-3624 (1207 amino acids)
Molecular function (GO): catalytic activity
Source: RefSeq, a predicted model, not a curated record
AUGGGAAAGUCUCAGCGGCGCAAGAAGCGCCUGAAGGAAGAGGAGUUUCUGGCCCGCCAUCAGCUCAUCAUCGAUCAAGCAAACUUCAAAGGCUCUUUGGACCGUCUAAAUCUCUUUCAAGCGUACCAACGUGACGGGCGUAACGGUGGGACAGCUGACAUCAUAUGCGGCUCCGACCCGUCCCCCCGGACCCCAUUUCGGAGUACUCGGGACUAUCACUUCAGCAUCAGCCCUUCUAGAGCCCUUGUUGAGAGUGAUAACCCUGAUGAUCCAAACCGCGAACGCAAAAAGCCUGGCAAGAAGAAAGACGGCGACGACGACAAGGAGCCCGUGCGGUUCAGUCGUGUCUUCUUCUUCGUCCACAAGUCAAUCCCGAGAAAUCGUUGGAAUGUUGAGUAUCAUGAGGGUCCCAAUAAGGACAUGCUGGCAACUCUUCAUUUAACGACGGCCGACGGUCCGAUUGCGAUACACUCCGUGUAUAACGUCAAUCAGGACGAUGUGAAGAUUGACAUCGAGCUCUUAGCUGAGCAGACAACUCGCGAACCACGCAAUAUCGUCAUGGGAGAUUUCAACUUGCAUAAUAUAUUAUGGAGUGGCCCUUCAUUGAUGAACUCCUCCCGGGACACCCCAGCUGGCCGGUUGCUGGCGCACGAGAUGAUCACAAAGGCCAACAUGGCACUCUUGACGAAGCAAGGUACUAUCACAUAUACCAGGGGCAAAGGCGAUGACGACGAACAUGCUUCAUGUAUCGACCUCACCUUCGUCAGUGACUGCCUACGCUCUCAAGUUACUCAUUGGGGUGUCUUCUCAGAUAAUCCUUGGGAUGCAAGCGACCAUCGUCCCAUCAGGACAGUCCUUGAGAUUACGCCAUAUAGAGACGACACAGAGAAGUUUCAGCACAACAAGGUCAAACCUGCAGUGUUUGCCGCCGCCAUCAGAGAGGAUUCGUCGCGUGUUCGCGAAAUGCCGCUUGAAGAUGAGAACGAUGUGAAGGAGUACAUUCCAGCGCUUCUCAACCUCAUUUCAUCCGCCUCUACACGCACCACCCCAACCUGUCUCGUAAACCCACCACCAAGACGGAAACCGAUGGACCCUCAUCUGAGACAGCUACUGCUUGGAGGCGGCGUUGGGUCAAAUGUACCUGCUUCCGAACUCGACUUCAAGCCGCCGCCGAAGAAGCCAACUCCGUGGCGUGAGCGCGUUCAACAAGCAGGCGAGUCACAAGAAGCCUUUUGGUUUCAGACAAAGUUGGCACGCCAAAUGGCACAAGACCGGAUUGUCAAGUGCAUGCCGCCGCUGGCCGAUGAUAACGGUGUUGCCACUUUCUUCAGUGAGGAAGAAAAACAGGACAGGAUACGAUGCAAGACAUGGACAAGAACCAGCGAUCUCGAUCACCCCGUUGAGAUUCCAUUCCCCACACUGAACGACACGGUGAAGAUGAAUCGAAAGCUUCGUCGCUUCAUCGAGAAACACCUCACAGAUAAAGAUAUUGAGAUUCUCAUCCGGAAGCUACAUAACCGGAAGGCUCCAGGACACGAUCUGAUUUGCAUCGAGCAACUCAAGAUGGCCUACAAAGAACUUGCUCCUCUCAUCGCACGUCUGUUUAAUGCGUUACUCAAACUCGGGAUCUUCCCGGCAGAGUUCAAAACCGCCAUUACCGCAAUCCUUCCAAAAUCAGGGAAGGAUAGAUACGACGCAGUUAAUAGCUGGCGCCCUAUUGCACUUCUCUCUGUUUUGGGAAAGCUCUAUGAGAGGAUUCUUGCUGAGCGCCUCAAGAAGUUUGUCAUGGACUACGAUUUACUUCCUGAGACUCAAUAUGGCGCGCCUGGAAAGUGUACUACACAUGCCAUUCAAAGCAUGAUAGGCAUUAUACAUAAAGCCUGGUCUCGGAAGUUAAGCAAAAAGUUCAAGAAACGCUGGAAGUUUAUCAAGGAGAAGGUGACCAUGAUGGGGCUUGAUGUAUCUGGGGCCUACAACUGCGUCGACCCUGCACUGCUCCUACAGAUGCUUGCAGACCUUGGAGUGCCCGAUUCUUUCCUUCGGAUAAUGCAUUCAUAUUUCUCCUACCGGGUCGUCAUUCUCAAGCUGCCCCAAAGCACAUCAAAAGCAUUCUAUAUGCUCAUUGGCAUUCCGCAAGGUUCGCCCCUCUCUCCGUUAUUAUUCCUCAUCUUUACCGCACCUAUUCUCCGCCAAAUCAAUGACGACAGAGAAAAGCUUGGCAAGGACAGAAUCAGAAUCUUUUCCUUCUCCUACGUUGAUGACACCUAUCUCAUCGCCGUCUCAAACUCUUACGAGAAGAACUGCAUCGGCUUAAAGAUAUUCCAUGAUGAAAUCAUUAAAUGGGCUUCAUCUGUCGGUCUGACAUUUUCACCGCAAAAGUAUACCGUUAUGCAUUUCCGGGCUCCCAACGACCCCGAUCCUCCCUGCGAACUUCUUCCUGAUAUCGAGGGACUCAAGGACAACCCUGAAGCGCUCAAGCAGGAUAAGCUGAAGGUCCUUGGAGUGGUUCUGGAUCCGGCUCUCACCUUUGCUGAACACAUCUCCAACCUUGAGAAGAAAGCCAACAACACAAUACGGCAUUUCCGCAUGCUUUCGGGGCCGACUUGGGGUAUUCGGCUGUCCCAGACGAGGAGUUUCUACAUGUCCAAGAUUCGACCCAUCAUAUCGUACGGGUGCGCUGCCUGGUUUCUUCACUGCCCUGGUCGACGUGUACCAUGGUCCCUGAAGCCGAGGCAGAUUCAGAGACUUGUGAAAUUACAGUACAAGUGUUUACUGCUGAUCUCAGGGGGUAUUCGUGCAACCUGUGGUGAUAUGAUUCUCAAGGACAUCAACAUCGAGGGCAUUCGUGAGUUUCUGUGCCGCAUGUCCAUGUCUUCACGAGCCAGGGCCCUCAAAGCUCGCAAAAAUGACGCGUGGUUUGAGAAGCCAUUGAAGAUCCCCAAGGAUCCGAGUUACAACGUCACCGCGUAUCAGAUACUCGACGAAGAAGCAUACAAGUUGACCGGUAGAUCGGCCAAGUAUUUCCGCAAGCGCCAGAAAGGCACCGACGAAGCGGCAUUGAAAGCUUGGAAGAUCCCAGCCAAGCGCAACGCCGCCGUCAAGAACCAAGCGAAGUGGGAAGCAGAAACGAAGUGCGCCUCAUCCUGGAUCACCUACCGUCGCAAGAGAACCGCUCGAGUUCGCACGACACACCGUCCUGCCGCCGUCGAGGAGAAGCGAGGCCGAGUAAGCUUGAGCUACUACAAGGGAUUAACUCGUCCGCAAUCUACACUUGCACUACAAUUGCGCACCGAGCGCAUCGGGCUCAACGGAUACCUGAGCAGCAUCAAAGCAACUCGAGACGAGAAGGUUCCAGGAACCGAGGACGUUAUCAGGCAUCCCAUAAAGCCAGCAUGCACGUGCGGUCAUCAUACUCAGACCGUCUAUCACAUGUUCAUGCACUGCUCGGAUCUUCAUUCCGCCAGGUUGAGGUUGAUUGAGCGCAUUGGAGCACUCAACUGGAAGACGUUGCUCACUACCCACCUCAAGUUCGCCGUCGACUGGGCCAUGGUUUACUUCAACCUCGGCCAGUUCAAGAUUGCCAAGGCGGACUCGAUGUUCUACAUCCCAAAUGAAGGAGGUUAA